Molecule: messenger RNA, 1644 nt
Organism: Symbiodinium pilosum
Lineage: Eukaryota; Dinophyceae; Suessiales; Symbiodiniaceae
Source: the annotation of a GenBank genome assembly
AUGGGCUGUGUCGAGUCACAGGAGAAAAAUGGACGGAGCUUUAGUGCUCACAGCUUCUUCAAGCUGGAAGGUCAUCUGGUCGCAGGCCUGCCUUUGACGCUUACAGUGACUCAGACAGACAAGAAGAGCCUUCAGCUCCGGGUCGUAGGCUUCGACUGUCCAGAAGAGCUUCGCCUGCUGGAAGGCGCUCUGCAGAAGAGGAAGAUGCGGGUGCGGACUAGCUUGCUGGGCCAGAAGGCUCAGGAAGCAGAUAUCGGGAUCGUCGAAAUGUCAGUGGAUGAGGCCUGUAAGGACACCCCGGAGGUGGAAACGGUUUUCAGAAGUGUCAAGGUUCCUUCAGGCAUGGUUCUCAAGGUGAGCCUGAGAUGUGCCCAAGUUGGCGGUGAGCGAGGAGCAUUGGUAGAGGCGAUCCGAAGCUCUAAGCAUCUUCUCCUAGCUGCAACUUUGAGCUCUCAAGAUGAAUCGACCAUAUCUGAUUCUUUCUGGAUCUGCCAAGAGGAGGAGCAGAUGUCGACAGAGGAGUUACUAGGCGAGUUGAGGCAGGCAAUCGCUGGCCAGGUGGAAAAGAUGGCAUCCAUCCAGGCCCAGAUGAAGAAGGCGAGGCCGAGCUUAGCGAGAUCCUUAUCAAUGGCAAGCUGGGAUGGGUCGCAUCCUUUUAGCACUCGGAGCACUUCCACGGUCUUCCAAGCAGAUCGUUUCCGCUCGAGCUGCUCACUCCAGAGCUUGGACAGUAUCUCAGGAGUCAUGAAGGACAUGACAGCAGAGGCCGAGCCGGAACCGGAGUUGCCGAUUGUGCUGGAGUGGACGCGGAAGGAAGUGGAGUAUCCUCUGCAAGCUUCUACAUUGGGCCUUACGGUCGACGGGUUUGUCAAAUAUGUUGGGAUGGGCCUUGUGCAGCGAAGCAUGAAAGAAUUGUUAGGCUCCAAGGCUGAGGCCGAUUCAAAGCAGUUUGCUCCGCACAUUUUGGAGCUGCGCACGUUUUUUGUGGCAGAGAGGAUGGACCAAGCAAGUGGCCAACUCGCGCAUCUUCAACACAUGCUCCAUGAUGCGGUUGUGGGUUCCCCAGAGUACUCACAUUUCGUGACGUGGCUGGACAUUGCUAACCGGACAUGGACCAUUGACAAAGUGUUCCUCAAUGACAUCCUGCCAGCAGGCAAGGGCUACGGUGCCAAGGCCGUGGCAGAGCACCUGCUUGCGCCGCUUCUUUUUCAGAGAAGUGAGGCCUACGAAGCUUCCAAGCUCGGCAGAUCCAUGGAGUCCUUGCCUAGCAUUGAGAAGCUGGUGGUUCUUGAUAUCGUCAAUUGGAACACCUACAUGCUCAUGGCUGUGGCGGGAAGCACCGAAGAGGAUGCUCGCAAGAAGGUGGGUGACGUGCUUGACUUUGCAUUGUCCGCCGAGCUUCAGAAUUCGGGGCUGACACAGAAUCAGCUCUCUAAGGUAGCACUGGUGGACGUCUUCAAGUGCACAGCAUUAGGCAAGAUGUGUGGGUCGGUGUUGAAUUAUUGGAACAAGCAGCUGGCAAGGCAGAUCAGAAUGGAGUCGGCGCAAGUGGUGUUUGGGCAGGGUGACGAAGAGAUCUUUGGCCAGCGUCGCCCAAGGAUGGCUGUGAUUGUCAAACUGGUCGACGCAACAACUAGAGCAUAG